AUGUUUCACGAUCGUGCCCGUCACCUCGCGACGUCCGCCGGAACACAGCUCUCGGAAGCCCGCGAGCAAAUUAAAGCACUUUCUCUCUCUUUGCGCGAGAACCAGUCAGCUUUGGAACAUUCUGAUGCCAGAAUAAAUGCUCUUAUAAAACGCAAUGAAGAGCUCGCUAGCUCCACUUUUGGGCAUCCUUCUACCUCUUCCGGUACUUCUCCUCGUUCGUUGCCUAAUGUCAAGACUUUGUUACCUAUCUGUAUGCUUCUUAGCAGUGCGAACAUGUCGCGGUCCGACAGCAUUUGGUCAACCUCUAAUUCUAUCGCGAUUCUUUGGCCUUCCGCUCCUUUUGGAUGCUGCACCGAGCAUACGGUGUCAACUUCUAACUGCUUUGUUAUCCAAUCCGUCAUCCACAUGCGCCAUGAUUCCUCUUCUCCGGACUCACCUGUUGGCAACCUCGCUCAUUGCGGCUACGAAGCUGCCCCAUGCUCAUCGGUAAACCACUUUUAUUUUGUGCAUGGUAACGGGUACCUCAAAUUUGACCCCUUCUCUGGGGACACCCAGCUGGUGUCUUCCUCAAGCAUACGUAAUAUCGCUUUUCCUAGCAGCUUCAAUUCUUCUGCUCUUGCUCUGCCUCUCACUAUCUUCCAUAACCUUAUUCUUAACUAA
Molecule: messenger RNA, 660 nt
Organism: Ostertagia ostertagi
Lineage: Eukaryota; Metazoa; Nematoda; Chromadorea; Rhabditida; Trichostrongylidae
Source: the annotation of a GenBank genome assembly